This is a messenger RNA of Coccomyxa subellipsoidea C-169, 809 nucleotides long. RefSeq lists its product as hypothetical. Lineage: Eukaryota; Viridiplantae; Chlorophyta; Trebouxiophyceae; Coccomyxaceae. The transcript is spliced from 4 exons. Gene Ontology annotation, biological process: sterol transport. The coding region runs from base 106 to 579 and encodes 157 amino acids. Gene Ontology annotation, molecular function: sterol binding. The record is from RefSeq and is a predicted model, not a curated record.
ACUUUGUGCAGGUCAUAUGAUUUCUCAGUCUAGCUAGUAUCGUCGAAAUCCUGGGUUGCCAGUAAGGAAGAGCGUGUUCAAGUCAUAUAUUCAGCUGUCUCUGCGAUGAUCUCCAAGAUUUGUAUCGCUUUGCUCUGCAUCUCCUUGCUGCACAGCUGUGCCGCCUUUUCCUGGAAGCCUUGCACAGAUGUCGAGAGCAAAUCGAGCAUAAAAGAUGUCGACCUCACGCCCGAUCCACCGUUUCCUGGUUCCACUGCGAAGUUCACAAUAGAUGCCACAGCAGAUGUCGAGAUUGGCUCGGGAUCCUUGGACAUCAGCGUGGCAUACCAUGGCUUCCCAAUCUACAGCCAGUCUCAGGAUCUGUGCGAGAAGACAGCCUGCCCGGUGAAGAAGGGGCCCGUCAUAGUGGCGCUGGAGGAACCCUUCCCCAUUAUCACUCCCCCGGGUCCUUACACAGUACGCAUCACAGCCAAGGGCAAGGGGAACGAUGCGCCGCAGCUGUUCUGCUUGGAUGUCGACUUCAAUGUGGUGCCUCAGGGCAGCAGGGCGCAGCAAAACAUCCAGCCCGAGUCUUCCUGAGGCAUUGUGUAUUUGGAUUGCGGACCAUCAGCAGAGGUGCUUUACUCCACUUGUAUCUGUUCAAGACCGUUGUGCCAUGCCAGUGUUCUUUCAGGUGACUCCAUAGAUAGGAUAGCUUAGCAGCUGCAUUCACUGAAUGAAGCUUCAGAGAAAAAGUCCCACAGCAGAUGAAUCAGACACCCAUGUAAACAAGUACAGGCGAGCUGCGUCUGCUAUGGCCGCGCGGCCCG